AAACAAUGGCCGCAAUUGUCGUUCAAUAAUAUUAGCGCCAAAUGGAGUGAAGACAGUCCGUAUCCAACCCUUCAGAAUAUAUCAUUACAUCUAAGACCUGAAGAUUUGUUAACAGUUAUUGGACCGGUAGGCGCUGGAAAGAGCUCACUUUUAAUGGCAAUAUUAAAUGAGUUACCGGUGCUCGAGGGAAGUAUACAAACUGUGGGUACCAUUAGCUAUGCCUCUCAGGAGUCCUGGAGUUUCAAUAAUAGCGUCAGAAAUAACAUACUGUUUGGCAGUGAAUACGAUGAGCACCGGUAUAGACGGGUAGUCCAUGUCUGUGCGCUGGAAAGGGAUCUCCAAAUAUUUCCCUUCAGAGACAAAACAUUAGUCGGAGAAAAAGGGGUCUCACUAUCGGGUGGACAGAAAGCUAGGAUCACUUUGGCCCGAGCUUUGUAUCGCAACUCAGAUAUCGUACUAAUGGACGACCCGUUGAGUGCUGUCGACCCCUCUGUUGCCGAACAUAUAUUCCAUAAAUGUAUAGUGGAGUACUUGUCGGACAAAAUCCGAGUUGUAGUCACCCAUCAAAUCCAAUUCAUACGAAAAGCCACUCAAAUACUGGUCUUAAGCCCAGAGGGUCGGUGCCUGGGGUUGGGCUCAUACAACGAGCUCCAGUCCCAGGGAAUCGACUUCAUGGCUAUAGUGAACGAUGGGGAACGGGAGGAGGAAAACGAUAAACAGGAACGGAAGCCCAUAAUGAGGUCAUUCUCCAAGAAUAGUUAUGACGACAAACAGACGGCUAACCCCACGGAGACCCUCCCAACGGAGUCCAUCGACUACAGGGCCAGGAGGUACUCCCGGAACACAUCCGUGGCUCAGACUGAGAUCGUCGAGGUCUCCAACACUAUGGGCGAUGAGGAAGACUACUCGCAUGAACCCAGGAUUCAGGCGGAGAACCGGGAGGUGGGCUCUAUCGGGGGACACGUCUACUAUGAGUAUGUGAAGGCCGGUGCCGGACCCAUACUGUUCACGAUUACCGUGAUCUCGACACUGGUAUCUCAGGGUAUAAUACAUUACUCCGAUUUAUGGCUAACUAAAUGGACCGACAAAAAUCAAAAGGCUGAUGCAAUUGACCAGGGUACGCAAAACUAUUACGUGUACGUCUACUCGGGCCUAAUUGGAGUGCUGUUUGUGACGGGGAUAAUGCGGUCGACCACGUGGUUCGUGAUGUGUAUGCGGGCGUCCGUUAAUCUACACAACAGUAUAUUCGCGCGUCUAUUACGGGCACCGAUAGCCGUCUUUGACAACAUUCCCAUCGGUCAAAUGCUGAACCGAUUCUCGAAAGACAUGGGAAUUGUCGACGAAAUGCUUCCCUUCACUGGUUUUGACGUGAAUUAUUUGUUAAUGGAAGCGAUUGGUAUUAUAAUAACGGUGGCCAUUGUCAACAUUUACCUAAUCAUCCCUGGUAUUUUCUUAAUUAUACUUAUGGUGAUCGUGAGGGGCAUAUACAUGAAAUCGGCCAGGGAUAUCAAACGUUUCGAGGGGAUAACGAGAAGUCCGUUGUAUACUCACGUGAGCACAACCCUCAAUGGGUUGGCCAGUGUGCGGGCCUAUGGGGCACAGGAGGCCUUUGAGCGCCAGUACUAUGUCUACCAAAAUGACCACACGGCCACCUGGUUCCUAUUUGUGUGCACAUCCCGAGCCGUGAGUCUUAUUAUGGACGCGAUAUGUGUGGCAUAUUUAGUGGCCAUAGCCGUCGUGAUGAUGGUAUUCCCCGAACAUAUUGGGAACGGCGGUAGUGCCGGACUGGCCCUCUCGUCGGCCCUAAUGAUGGCGACUAUGACUCAGUGGGGGUUCAGACAGUCGGCUGAGUUUGAGAGUCAGAUGACUUCAGUCGAGCGUAUUAUUGAAUACAAGAGACUACCACAGGAGGCGCCGUUAGACUCGGAUGACACAUACCGACCCCCACCCGACUGGCCAUCCAAGGGUCAGAUAGAGCUGAGGAAUAUGUCUCUGGUAUACGAGGGCUCAGCCAAACCGGUGUUGAAGAGCCUGUGCUGUCGUGUGAAGAGUGGCGAGAAGGUAGGUAUAGUCGGACGUACCGGUGCCGGCAAGUCGUCCAUCAUAUCAGCCCUGUUCCGGAUGGUGGAGCCCAGGGGUGAGGUAGUGGUGGACGGCGUGGACACCAAAUCGAUAGGUUUGCAUGACUUGAGGCGCAACAUCUCAAUCAUACCUCAGGAUCCGGUGGUCUUCACGGGUCCGGUGCGCAGAAAUUUGGACCCUUUCGGGGAAUACACGGAUGACCUCAUAUGGAGUGCCUUAGAGGAGGUGCAGCUCCGACACGCCGUUCAGGACCUGCCCGGACAGCUGGACGGCCUACUGAGCGAAGGGGGCGGUAAUCUGAGUGUAGGUCAGCGCCAAUUG
This is a messenger RNA of Oppiella nova, 2403 nucleotides long. NCBI's taxonomy places the organism in Eukaryota, Metazoa, Arthropoda, Arachnida, Sarcoptiformes, Oppiidae. The record is from the annotation of a GenBank genome assembly.